AUGGUGAUUGAGCCCCCCCGCCGCCAGGCAGGGCUCCGGGGAUCAGAGCCAGCCCUGGAUGCAAUGGGGGCCAAGCCGGUGGAGAGGUACAAGGCUUUGUGCGCCGUCGUCAUCGACACGGGGACAGGCCACACCAGGAGCGGGCUGGCUGGGGACGAACAGCCGCGGUCGGUGGUGCCCAGCCAGGCGAGGGGCGGCCCCGUCCUCACCCACGGCGUGGUCACCGACUGGGACAGGCUGGAGGAGCUGUGGCACCGCGUCCUCUACUGCGAGCUGGGCGUCUGCCCCGAGGAGGUGGCAGUGCUGGCCACGGACGCCCCGCUCUCCCCCACCGCCAACCGGGAGAAGGUGGCCGAGCUGCUCUUCGAGGGCUUCGGGGUGCCGGCCAUGCUGGUGCUGCCCCGCUCCCUGCUCGCCGCCUACUCCUACGGACACACCGCCGGCGUGGUGGUGGGCUCCGGUGCCGGCACCUCUUACGCGGCGGGGGUGCGGGAGGGCUACGCGCUGCCCCACACCACCUUCCGCCUGGACGUGGCCGGGGACGCCCUCACCCUCUACCUGGGCCGGCUGCUGGGGUCCCGCGGGGUCCACCUGGGCACCGACCCCCUGCGCCGCUUGAAAGAGACCUGCUGCUGCGUCCUGCCGGGGGCCGGGGGGGCCCUGCCCCUCACCCUGCCCGGCACCUCGGGGCUGCUCCUGGGGGACGAGCGGUUCCGCUGCCCCGAGGCGCUGCUGGCCCCCGCCGCCGUGGGGCUGCCAGGGCCGGGGCUGCUGGAGCAGCGCCUGGCCGCCGAGCUGGGGGUCCCCCCCGAGGCCGCCCCCCGCCGCCGCGCGGCCGCCUGGCUGGGUGGCUCGCUGGCCGCCUCCCUCGACGCCUUCCAGGGUGCAUGGGUGCCACGGGACGCCUACUGGGAGGGUGGCCCUGCCGCCGUGCACCUCCACUGCUGCUGA
Molecule: messenger RNA, 951 nt
Organism: Gymnogyps californianus (California condor)
Lineage: Eukaryota; Metazoa; Chordata; Aves; Accipitriformes; Cathartidae
Exons: 2
Coding region: 1-951 (316 amino acids)
Source: RefSeq, a predicted model, not a curated record